AAAAUUGCUAAUUUUUCCCCCAAGUCGCUUCGUUCAAAUUUUUCCGGAACGUAAUCGGAAAACACGAACAAUCGAUCAUCGAUCAAGAUGUUCUCGAGUGUAGAUAGACGAGGCAAAAGGAUGGCGGGGCAAGAGGAAGCGCGGCUAGGCUACGGCUCUAUCGAGACGCGUUCGUCACGCGCGUAGGUUACCACGCCGAUUCUUUUUUCUCCCGAUUCGUUCUCGUCAUAAUAGAAGAAUCUGUUCGUGGCUGCGCGGUAUGUAUGGUCCGCCUCUAUCGUUUCGAGCGGCACCGGUGGCCGCCACCGGCACGCUGCUGCCCGUCGAGAGAGCCCAGUUCGAGCAGGUUCUCAGGAAUUCACGACUCAUGCGACGACCGGGUGUCCAAGUGAAACGUAUAAUGGCAUUUAACGAAGAGGAAUCGUGGUAGCGGGGCACGCCGAGCUUGCUCCAAAUUGUUAGGUCAGGCUAAUGUCGAAACGACGUCCGAGGACGGGCCCGGUAUUGUUCCGACACCCUUCUUCUCCGUGCUGAUGGCUCGUGGGAACACGCCUGUUUUUUCUCCUCCAUUAUCCUCUCGAGCACCCUCGCCUCGUAUUUUCUUCUUUCUUUUCUUUUCUUUUCUUUUCUUCCCUCCCCCUCCCUUCAAAAUAACAAAUUUUUUUCCUCUACUUUUUUCAUUUCUUUCCCCCUUCUUUUUUUUUUUUCACUCGUAUCGCGCUUCGACGCGAUAACGGUUUACGGAUGAAUCGCGCGCGAGAGAUCCUUGUAACUGCGAGGGUAAUCGCUAGCAAGAUCGAUUAUGAUAAAGUCGGGCGAAUCUUCGGGCGUCUUCUUGCGACGACACGUCCGCGCAAAUUAACGUUUAAAACGCAGGCGCGGGUCAGAGGAUGGAAAAAGGGAUGCGAAAAAGGCGAAAAAGGAGAGGGAGGGAACGAAAGGAUGAACGAAAGAACGAAGGUGGGCUAAGAGAAGCUUUCCCCCACCCGUCUCUGAAAACUGGUCUGGUAGAGAGAUGCGGUCUUAGGAGCAAAGAAGAGUCGGAGGAGCGGCAUUCCCCGGUAAUUAGUCUCACCCAUAAAUUACUAGCUAUUCCGUGUCUGUGUUGGUCACAACUCGGUAACGUUCUCUUCCCUUCCCUUCGCCUCUCCAACUCCUUUCCAUUUCCACUCUUUUUCUCCCAUCUUCACUCCUCUCCUCUUUACAUUUUUUUUUUCUUCAAACCGAUAUUAUUAACCACGGUAGGUGUAUCUCGAAAACAUAAUCUUGGAAACCGAAACGAAAUCCCACGGCCGCUAAUCCACGACGCUUGACAAAAUUUCCUUUCCAUACCUUGUCGAGGUCGCGAUCGUAUUCGAUAUAACUUCUUCGAAAUCAGACUUGCAUCGUCGAGAUCGGUUGAUCGUGGAUAGAGAAGGAUCUAGCAGAGGAAGGUUAUAUCGGAAGGUUUAUGGGAACGAAACGAACUCAUCUUUGCCGUAGGUCCAACGCGAGCCCGAUCUCUCUGGCCUCGCCGAAGGGGCAUAGGACCCCGCUGCUAAAUGAGCUGUAAUACGGACCCCCGCUGAACCCCUCGCUCACUCCUCUCUCUCUCUCCCUCUUCUCCUCUAUCUCGCCAGUUCCUACUCUUUCGCCGCAAUCUCUUCCUUUCCUCCUCUAUCGAAGCUUUCGUUCUUUCGUUCAUGCCUCUCUUCUCGCCGUGUGCUCGGCUUCAAAACUACUCGUCCUUCGAGUAGGAUUGAGGUGAUCACACGAUACAGCCACUAUUCGAGACGACUUUUAUCCGUUACACGGUGUUAAAACCCAAAGUGUUUUCUUUUUCUUUUUUUUUUUCUUAACUUUCUCUUCUCCUUUUUCUCAUUAUUCGUACUUUAAACUUUCUCCUCCCCGUUAUCGCUCCUUCUUCUUCUUCUUCUUCUUCUCCCUCUUUCUUCGAUAAGUUAUUCGAUGGUUUCGUGGUUUCGUUCGAUGAAAGCGAUCAAAGUUCACCGAUACGAUAAUCAAGCGAGUCCACCUAAGAUGCGCGAAAGAUUACAGUUCCUUUCGUUGGAGAGGCGGCUACGAACGAAACGGUUCUCGUCGGUUCUGCGAACUAACGGAGAAUGGUCGUGACAUCGAGACCGAUCGCUCGCGCAUUCGCUCGGUCAACGAAGCAGUUGACCCAUCGCUGGAGAUACGCGGAAAACGAUCCAUCAAUUAGGUCAGCCGUUCUCCGCGAUCCACCAGAGGAUGGAGAAAGGAAAGAGAGCAAGGGAAGCAAUCGAAAAUAGUACUCCACGAGAAAGAAUAGUGUAUAUAUAUAUAUGCGAGAUAGUUCGAUUCAAUCGAUUCAAUCGAUGCAUCAGUGACUGAGAUUCUCGAUUUGACCUUUCACAGUUAAAUAUAUUGCUUUGAGUUAUUUGUGAAAAUGCUUUUGAUUUUACAUACCUUGAAAACUUCAUAUAUACAUAUAUACAUAUAUACAUAUACACGCACACACAUAUACACAUAUCGAGGAUUCUUUUAUGCGAGAAGAUAAUCAUCUGAAAAUAGUUAAGAUGAAAUUUUUAAAAGAGGUUUAUUAUUUCUUCAUUUUUAUAUCAUAUAAUAAAGAUAUUCCGUAUUCUACGAAUAUUAUUACAACUUCAACCGUGUAUGCUCAUUAACGCGUCAAUAGUGUUCAUCAAUCGUCAAUUGAUCCUUUUCAUUCUCGAGCGAUUCGUUAUUUCGAUGCCUGAACUAAAUCUUCUUUCUCUCCGUAUCAUAAAUUCAUUAAUUUUUCGAUCGCAAUUCCUCCGCUUUACAUAUUGCUAAAUUGUUACCCACAUUUUUAAGAUUCGCUCGGAUCGAUAUUGCACUCUUGUUUUUUCAUGUUUGUACGCUAAUGGGAUUCGUCCCGUUAAUAAGUAAAUAAUUUAAAAAGAGGAAGAGAACAGGAUCAAAAGAUCGGUGAACGUUUCUGUUGUAAAUGCGACGGCUCUUUCCCGGCGGCAGAGAUGAAAAGAAUGUAGCCACACGCCGACAGGUUAAACCCUUGAUACCGUCCUGUACGAUGCGCCUGCCUCCGCUGUGUAGCGAGACACGAGGUAUGAAAGAGAGGAAAGAAGGUAGCCAGUGGCAGAGAUCCGGACGAAAGAAAAGGACGUGACGGAGGAAGUAGAAAUACACACGAUCGAGCAGAGACCAACCGAGAAGAAACUGGUACCGAGCUGUUUACAAUGAUCUCAUAAGCUGUCGAAGUAAAUUUCGCUCUGGAUCGGAUUGCACAGUGCUCUCUUCCCAGAAGAGGGCAAAGAGCAUGUCAUUGUAAUCGAUAUUUAUCUUUUGAGGUGGCGCCAGCUAAUCCAGCAAUAUUCCUCCAAGACACUUUGUGGCCAUGAGAAAGAAUAGAAGGUUGGAAGAAGGAUUUGCUCGGCCGUGCGUGUCAUACUACUCGUUUUCAACGAGGAAAAAGAAGAACAAGAUUUUUUUCUUUGAAAAAGACCGAGAGUCUUAUUGGAUCUUUUAUUUUCUACUAUUUGCAAACUACUAUGUUUAUGGUGGUCUAUAUAAUAAUCAGAAACGUGCAUAUCGAUGCAUAUCUGAUACUUUGCAAUAGAUCGUGAAACGAAAAAUUGCCAAGUGCGAAUGAAUUAAAUUAAUUUAUACGUAUAAAAGAAGUAAAACAGAAAUCAAAAAUAUUCGAUUCGAAACGAAAGGAUCAACACGAAGGGACAGCGCGCCUGACUUCAUUUCCGCGUGGAUCCUGAAAUUGUUCGAUCGUGAAGUACAAAGAAACCCAACGGAUUCGUAGGAAGGAAAUUCAAAAGGAAGAGAUCGAAUUAAAUUUAUCGAAUUAAAUUAGAAAUAAAGCUGUGCGAAGCUUACGUGUGAAUACGUCGUGAUUCCCCUCUUCUUCUAUCUCGAAUAAUCUCUAAACAACAAAUUGCAAACUUGCUUUGGAUCAUUUGGAAGAAGAGCGUCUUAUCGAACGAAUGCUACGAGAAAGAAAGAAAGAAAGAAAGAAAAAAAAAACGAAGAAAUUUCAACUUUCAACGGAGUUUGGAGAAAAGCGUUUGGACGGGUGGCGAAAUCGGUAUCGGGAACGUUCGAAACGAAAGGGUCAAAAGGUAGCGCGAUACGCUUGGGUCCUCCCUCCGCGUGGAUCCCGAAGCGGCAGGUUGCGAGGUACAGAGGAGUCGAGUGGUUCUCUCGUAGGAGAGUUAAAAGAGGAAAAGAGGGGCUCGGUUGCGUCUCGUUGCCGCCGAGCGGCGCUCACCUGCCUAGUCCACAACAGUCUCGUACGGUUCGCUCCGACCAGGAGCUUCGUCUCCGAUCACGGACGAACGAAUCUCUUCUCCUCUCCCCUACCAUCGCCCACUUUCCACCUCCGCACGAUCGCGCUGCACCACGUGAGCUUUUCGACCUUCUUCCUACCCUCCGGUACCCUUUUCUCCGGACCCCUCAUCACUCCCACGCUCCCUCCCCGAUUUUCUCACCAUCUUUCUCCUCGCCAUCUUCACUCUCCACGAGUUUAUCCGCACUAUAUUUCUCCGAUAUACGGUUUCUUUUUUUUUUUCUUUUUAUUCGAAAGGAAUUCGAAAGGUUUCGUUGCUUUUCGCUCGAUCGGUUUCGCUUUGGAUUCUUUUCCGUUGAAGAGAGGAAAAACGUUUUUUUUUCGGAGGUUGCAUGGUCCACGGGAAAUAUCAUCGGCAAGGAUAUAUCAUCGAUUGACGACGACGUCGACGUUCGGUGGUGGUGUAGUGAAGGUGGUAAUGGUGGUGUAUCGAGGCAAGCCGAAAAAGGAAUCGGUUAAAAAGGUGGAGGAGGGAAGGGAGAGGGAGAAAGUGGAGGUGGAGGUGGAGGAGGAAAGGAAGCAGUAGACGAAAGCGAAAACUAAAGGAAGAAGAGGAGGAAGAAGAAGAGGAAGAAGAAGAAGAGAAGAGAAGAGGAGGAGAAGGAGGAGGAAGAGAAGGAGGAGGAGAAGGAGGAGGAGAAGGAGGAGGAGGAGGAGGAGGAAGAAGAAGAAGAAGAGAAAGAAGCAGAUGAAGGUGAAUGGUGGGGCUGUCUUCUCUACUCCUUAGUACAUUUCUGGUGGGGGUAAGGCAACACUCAAAGUUCGUGGUGACGUAGUUCUGGCAGGAACGCGACGCGUUUUUGUCCCCGCCGGAAGGAAAUAGCAGCUUCCUAGAUUCUGAUCGCGUCUCAUCUUUGGUGUUUCUCAUCGAGGCGAACAUACGAGAGUACGAAAGGAAAAAAAAAAGGAGGCAGAAUUACGAAUCAGGAAAGGAUCUGGAAUAUAGGUUAGAAAAGGAAGCGAGAGAAGAAGGAAAAAGAAGAGACGAGGCGAGACGAGGCGAGGUGAGACGAGGCGAGGUGAGACGAGACGAGACGAGACGAGACGAGACGAGACGAGACGAGACGAGACGAGAAGAGGAUUGGAAAAGAUAGGCGGAAGAGAAGUAGCGGGAUCGAGUGGAGGUAAACGAAACGAAAGAGGGAAGAAGCGGAGUGAAGGGGUGGUGGGGGAUAUCUAGUUAAAGAGACCGGAAGCGGAGGGUUUCUCUUCCGGGAAUUUCUCGAUCGUGAUAAGGACCAUUUGCGUGCCCAAAAGAUUACAUUCGCCGUCAGUCAAAGCAAACGAGAAAAUUUGAUUGUUUUUUCAUGGUUUCCCAGUGGCCCGGAAAGAGAUCAUGAGGAUUUCGCGCGGUCAAUAUUUGUAUCCGUUCGUGUAUCUCAAAGAGGCUCUUUCGCUUUGAUCGCGGUGUACUCUCGAAGAGCUGGAGAAGAAAGAAGCCGAGAAACAGAAGGAGGAGGAAGAGGAAGAAGAGGGCUGCAACUUAGCCGAAGAAGAAGAAGAAAACGAUCGUGGUUCGGUGAAGUGUCGGCAGAAGCGAAGACCAGAUACGAGAAAGUAGUCGAGAGUGGACGGUCGAGGAGAUCGGGUGCUCGAUAAAGAAUUUCUCCUUCGAGAUCGGGGAAAAGGAUCGCCCGGAAUAAUUUUUUUCCAAGGAGCACGUGUGAGCCGAGAUCGCGCGUUACCGAGAUAUCGAUACGUCACGCGUAUCACAACUCCGAUCCAAUUUUUUCGCCGGUUUCGUAGGUCAGGAAUCUUAGUGGCGUUCACGGCACGGUUGUGAAAACGCAAGACGACAUUCCGAAAUACCGCCACGAUUUUCCAAUUAAUAUUCGCCCUCACGAGUCGAGAACGAUCGUCUUCCGGUUCGAUCAAGGGGACACAGACGGCCUUCAGAGAAGGGAAGCGAUCGGCAAUUGUCGAAGUUACACCACCGAGGGGCGGAGGGGAUGGAGAUGCGCCUCGUUCUCGUGGCGAUCUGCCUCCUUCUCGUUACCCCCAUCGCCGGCUCUUUCUGGACCGUUGGAAAUCAGGUGGUGAUGGAUCCGAUGCUUAUCUGCAAGAAGACUAGGAGGUUGAGGGGCAAGAUGGCGGACAUCUGUCGCAAGGAGCCUUCGCUGUUGAAGGAGAUCGCAAGAGGGGUACAGGUCGGGACCAAAGAAUGUCAGUACCAAUUUCGAAAUCGCAGAUGGAAUUGUACCACAAUCAGGAGAUCCCUCAGGAAGAUCUUGUUACGCGAUACCAGAGAGACGGGUUUCGUGAACGCCAUCACCGCGGCCGGGGUAACAUACGCGGUCACCAGAGCCUGCACUAUGGGACAUCUCGUCGAAUGUUCUUGCGACAAGAUGACGUCGAAAGGUAAUAAGCUUGGCAAAUUGAGCCGCACCGUCGAAAUGGAGAAGAGUUUGCCGACCGAGGGUGACUGGGAGUGGGGAGGUUGCGGCGACAACGUGAAAUUCGGCUUCAAGAAGUCGCGAGACUUCAUGGACGCUCCUUAUCGAAAACGCAGCGACAUCAAGACUCUGGUCAAGCUGCACAACAAUAACGCCGGUCGUUUGGCCAUCAGGGAUUUUAUGAGCACGGAAUGCAAGUGUCACGGUCUCUCCGGAUCGUGCACGGUUCGAACCUGUUGGCGGAAAAUGCCACCGUUCCGGGACGUGGGGAACAGGCUGAAAGAGUCGUUCGACGGCGCGGCCAAGGUGAUACCGAGCAACGACGGGCACAGCUUCAUCACCGAGGGGCCGACCAUCAAGCCGCCGGACAGAUUCGAUCUGAUUUACAGCGAGGACUCGCCCGACUUCUGCAAGCCGAACAGAAAAACGGGCUCGCUGGGUACGCAGGGACGACGAUGCAACUCCACCAGUCAGGGAGUGGAUGGAUGCGAGCUCCUCUGUUGCGGCAGGGGAUACGACACGAGGGUCGUCAAGGAGAAGAUCAGUUGCGAAUGUAGAUUCCGAUGGUGUUGCGAGGUCACUUGCAACACUUGUCUGGUCAAGAAAACCAUCAACACGUGUCGUUAAAUCGAAUCGAAUUUUCUCUACUUAUUAUAUAAUAUAUAUAUUAUGUUAUAUAUAUUAUAUAUAGACACUUGUAAUAUACGCGUCGCGCUGUCGAAUGUAGUUUGAAUGCUCGAUUAGUAAAACGCGCUCGAUCGUUUGAAACACGUUUCGUUUCGUUUCGUUUCGUUUCGUUUCGUUCCAAGCUUUCCAAGUAUCUCUUAAUUUGUUCGUUUCGAGCGUUUCGCGCUUUACUCGCUCGCGGCAAGCGAAACGAUCGUCGCUUUUCUCGCUUGCGUCGACCUUUUGUCGUCGCACCGCCUCCUCUUUUAUUAUCUCUUCGUCCCUUAUCUCUUGUCUCUCAAUCCCCCCUCCUGUCCACCUACCCACCCACUUCCUUCCUCUCCCCCUCCCCCUCCCUCUUGCGCUUGCGUUCUCCGCGUUUUCUGUAAAUAAGACUGAAUGGACGAAAGUUUAUAUUGUGCAGCGUGAAAUGCGAAUAAAGAAAAACGUAUAUCCCCGGC
Molecule: messenger RNA, 7835 nt
Organism: Apis cerana (Asiatic honeybee)
Lineage: Eukaryota; Metazoa; Arthropoda; Insecta; Hymenoptera; Apidae
Product: protein Wnt-6
Biological process (GO): multicellular organism development; canonical Wnt signaling pathway; neuron differentiation
Cellular component (GO): extracellular region
Molecular function (GO): frizzled binding; cytokine activity
Source: RefSeq, a predicted model, not a curated record